UAUUAACAUAAUGUGUUUGUAUAUCGGGACAGAAAAGCACAGCUCUCAGAAUAUAUUUCAACUGUAAUGUGUGGCAUUUUCCUGAAUUCAUCAAAAAGAAAGAAGAAAACAUACUAGUUUUGGCAAUUUCAAAAAGUGACCUAAAGAAAAAGAGAAAAGCUACAAAGUGAAGAAUUCGAUAACAAAAUGUCGGUGGACCUUCCAGCUAGAACAGACAUAUUGUUCCUUAUUUUAGUCUCUUUGGUAGGAUGUAACGAGGCAGCGUUGUCCGUUGGACUAACGCCCCUGACGACUAACCUGAACGAGAAGGCGUCGACGGUUGCUCUACUCCCACUCACAUGUAUCAACACGUCCAACACCUUCGCCAUCACGAAAAAGAGCCAGAACCCCUUCUACUGCGAUAAGUGCUUCCAGGUGCUGAAAGAUAAAGAUCCAUCGAAGCCAGGUUAUUGGCUAUGGUUCCAUUCGGGCGUGGCGCCGCUCGAUUACACGUCCAUCAACCUGUACACUAUUGACAUCGAGUGUGAUGACGGCACUGAAAAGGCAACCGCAUCUAUCACUGUGAACAUCGUCCCAAAUCAACAACCGAAAAUAGCUCAGUCUACAGUAACUUGUACGAACAAGAUCCUGGCGGCUAGUGUGAAAGCUGGGGACAAUGUUUUUUUAAGAGGACUGGAACUGGCCGUUCCUGCUGUCUACACAAGAACCCCUUACGUAGUUGCCACGCUUGAACUGGCCCUGCCUGCUGUCCACGUCUGA
Messenger RNA from Gigantopelta aegis, 759 nucleotides. RefSeq lists its product as uncharacterized. The transcript has 5 exons. The record is from RefSeq and is a predicted model, not a curated record. Lineage: Eukaryota; Metazoa; Mollusca; Gastropoda; Neomphalida; Peltospiridae. Bases 187 to 759 code for a protein of 190 amino acids.